UUUCGCCCAAAACGGAAGUCGCCAUUAAAUUUCCGAAUUAUACCGAGUGUUGACGGAAAGAUCCGAUUUAUUUUGUUGUUAUAACUACGUGACGUCAGUUGUAAACAUUUUACAUCCGGGCUCCUGACAUUUCUAGGUUGCUAUGAGCAACUUAUGUUAUUUUGACCUCCAUUUUGGAAUUAGUUGGCAUCGAACGUAGAAGGAUAAGUUGAAAAUUGCAAAUAAGGCGCGUUACACGCCAUUCAAAAAGAUAUUUAAAAGUUAUAACAGAAACCAGGAACAUGACAACCAAAGCAAACGAUGCUUUUACCAUCAAAUCUUUGAUGAAAAACGCAGACGUUGGAUCCCCACACAAAGCAGGUGCUUUCAAACCAAGACACACCACACCCACACAGUUCAGAAAGUGUUAUGAAAGAGGAGACUUUCCUAUUGCGCUAGAACAUGACACAAAAGGCAACAAGAUUGCAUGGAAGGUUGAAAUUGAAAAACUAGACUAUCACCAUUAUUUACCAUUGUUCUUUGAUGGUCUCCGUGAAACCACACAUCCUUAUGAAUUCUUCGCGAGACAAGGUGUACAUGAUAUGUUAGAACAUGGAGGCUCAAAAAUAUUACCUGUAAUCCCACAGCUCAUUAUCCCAAUAAAAAAUGCUUUAGAGACCAGAACUCCCAAAGUUUUGUGUACAACUCUAAAAGUAAUGCAGCAUUUAGUUGUAUCAGGAGAACACAUUGGAGAAGCUCUCGUACCCUAUUACAGACAGAUCCUACCAGUACUUAACAUAUUUAAAAGUAAAAAUUUGAACACAGGAGAUGGCAUAGACUACAGCCAACAAAGAAGAGAAAAUAUUGGUGACCUCAUCGAUGAAACUCUAACAGCUUUCGAAAAACAUGGUGGAGAGGAUGCCUUCAUUAAUAUCAAAUAUCUCAUACCAACAUAUGAAUCGUUGAACACAGGAGAUGGAAUAGACUACAGCCAACAGAGACGUGAAAAUAUUGGGGAUCUUGUCGGUGAAACUCUCUCAGCGUUUGAGCGUCACGGUGGCGAAGAUGCGUUCAUAAACAUUAAAUAUCUCAUCCCAACCUACGAGUCCUGCAUCGUCAAUUAGAUUGUGUAUAGCACCCUUUCAAAGUGUGACAUGGUUGUCAAGUCAUUUUCCAUAUUUAAUCACAGUGAUAAGGCAGAGUAGGUUUAUGGGGGUUAAGAUUUAUAAUGAGUUGUAUAUUUUUGAAAGAGUUAAUUAAAAUGAUGAUUGCCUUGGUAUAGUUUGGGAGGGUAGCUUAUUCAUUGUACAAUAUGUAAAUUAUUAGUGUAAAAUAUUGAAAGUGUACAUACAUAAAGAUGUCAUAUAUUGAUGUCAUAUAUACAGAUGUCAUAUAUUGACUUCAAAUCAGGACAAUUCAGGUGAGGUGUCUUUGGACAGUAAAUGAAACAUAAAAAAAUAUUGUAUUUUAUAACUUGGAUGUCAAGCCUAAGCUCAAAGCUUGGCUAUAAUUUAAAAUGUUUUCAAUAAAAAUAGUAUUAGCCACAAAUGUACUUGGAAGUGGUCUGUGAUGUUAUCUUAAAAAUCCAUUAAAUAAACGAAAUAUUUAAAGAUGGCACUGGUGUUUUACAAAAAGAUGUAUUUUCACACAGAUCCGAGGAUACUCACUCUUCCAGUAUUUCAAUAUACCAAGUAUUAA
Owenia fusiformis is the source of this 1677-nucleotide messenger RNA. The record is from the annotation of a GenBank genome assembly. Lineage: Eukaryota; Metazoa; Annelida; Polychaeta; Sabellida; Oweniidae.